Leptopilina heterotoma is the source of this 4974-nucleotide messenger RNA. RefSeq names its product voltage-gated potassium channel subunit beta-2 (gene Hk). The record is from RefSeq and is a predicted model, not a curated record. Lineage: Eukaryota; Metazoa; Arthropoda; Insecta; Hymenoptera; Figitidae. The transcript has 9 exons. Gene Ontology annotation, biological process: regulation of potassium ion transmembrane transport; potassium ion transport. Gene Ontology annotation, cellular component: voltage-gated potassium channel complex; cytoplasm. The coding region runs from base 2100 to 3458 and encodes 452 amino acids. Gene Ontology annotation, molecular function: potassium channel regulator activity; voltage-gated potassium channel activity; transmembrane transporter binding.
CGGGGAGGGUUGGCCGAGCGUCAGCGUGCAGAUCUGCAAUGCGGCGUUGCCGGCGAGUCCGAGUUGGUUCACCAAACCCUGUAAGUGUAGUACACAGUACCAUCUAUAUAGUAAUACCUCAAACUUCACUAUCUAUAUCUAUACGUGUAUACAUAUAUACAUGUAAAGGCACGCGCGUGACACGGAAAUGUGUCGUGUAUAUACCUGCGCCGUCGGCUCACUAUAUGUGUGAGAGGGUAAACGCGGUGACGUGCCAGCCCGGCAUGUGGGUGCAUGUUGGUAAUGUGCCAGUAAGACAGUAUGCACCGCUAUAUACUAUAUAUAUUAAUAGGUGAGCCCAGUCGAUCCAUGCGCUGGAUGCGACGGAGUCAUGCGCCUUUGCAGCACUAAAACCUCUCUGCACCCGCGCAAUUUCACCCCCUUUCAACACAAGAACCAAAGACCGCGCGCAGUGUUGCCUUGCCGCGCUCCGAGCACAACACUUGCCAUUAGACACAUAUUUUUACUAAAAAAACAAAAAAAAAACACAAGACUCUCUUUUUCGUUACGAUUUAUGUGUGUUUCUUUAAAAAAAAAAAAAAAAAAAAAAAAAAACAAUCAAUUUUAAAAAGCCCACACUUUAUAAACGAGAGAACAAAUCAUUAUCCGUUCUUUCAAUCAUCACUUUAAGAAUCGUAAUAAUCGGGCAAGAAAAAAAUAUUUCCCCCCCCUCGACAAUUCAUGUCACAUAUCUAGGCCUCGUUAUACUGUAAAUAAGUCUUCGCAAUUACUCACCUUCAACUAAAUAAUAAAAUACUACGCUUCUACUCUAUUCAAAUGCAAAAAAAAAUUUUUGUUCCAUAUCAAAAUGAAUCAAUUUUGAUUUUCGAUAAAAGUGAAAACAAGCAGCAGUUCGAUAUUCAAAGAAAAUUGCCGAUAAGUUUGUCAAGAGUGAUAAGCAAUUAAACGAAUGAUCCAUAAUUAAAAUAUAGAAGAAACAUUUUAAUAUGAAACAACUUUGGCUCCUGAUCGAUGCAUAAAGGACUAAAUUUUAAUCCACAUUCUAAUACUGAAAUCAUAAAAAAAAAGUUAUUCGAUUAAAAUAUUUGGUAAAUGUGUCCAAAAAGUAAUUCACGAUCGAUGAUACAGAAGCAAAUGAUUGACUCGAUUUUUGAAAAAUCAAUUUUUUAAUAAAAACGAUCGACAUGAUAAAAAGAUGAUCGAUGUAGGAUAGUGAUCCAUACGACAGUGAUCGAUAAAAAAGAAGAAAAAAUAAAAUACAAAAAGAAAACCAAAACUAACGAAUACAGUAUUAUAAAGAAAUGAACCGAAGUAAAAAAAUCCAAAAUUAGAAAAUACAGCAAAACAAAGAAUAAAGAAUACAAAAAAAAUCAAUAAUGAAAGAGCAAUAUAUGAAAAAUAUGAAUAAAUCAACAAGGAUAUAAAAUAAAAUACCAAUUUUCUAUAAUAGAAAAAAAUGCUAAUAGGAUAAAAAAUUUUGGAAAUGAUGUUCGUAAUAUCAACACGAAGAAAAAGUAAUUGGCUCUGGUUGAAGUCGACAUUCAAUAAAAAAACUUCACGAAAGAAAUUCGAAGUCUAACGAGUUUAAGUUCACUGAAAAGAAAAAAAAAAUUAGAGAAGAGGAGACGAAAUGACUUUGGCUUAUAAUGAUGAAAUUAGUUGAGGAAAAGUCAAUGAAAAAGAGUGUGAUAACUACAAAGUUUUGUCAGUGUUAUAUCUCUAAUUUUUAAUCUCCUUUUUCUUUUCCUUUCACACAAUUCUCUCUCUCUCUCUUUCUCUCUAUCUCUAUCUCUAUCUCUCGAAUGGUGCCUAUAAUAAUUCAAUAAACUAGUGCCUAAUAUGGAAUAAAAUUUUAAAUAAAUAAAUAAUCGCGUGGAUUAGUAUAUUCAAUUGCUUGUGCUCUCGCAUUAUUUCAAGAAUAACGAAGUUUACUUUCUUUUUUGUUCGGGGAAGAAAAUAAAUAUUUAGUGAUUAAAAAGAAUUUUUGUUUCGUUCUGGUAUGGGAGAAAAGUGCUUCAUUUAAUAAAAAAAAAAAUCAGGUGUUUUUGUUCGAUUUUGAAAUACGAUUAGUGAAAUAAUUUCUAGUGCUUUACUCAGUGAUGUCACAAUUAAUGCUCUAUAACUUGGGACACGCAUCCAACGCGGGAAAUGAUACAAAUAAUAACGCUAAUACCAAUAGCAGUAUGGAGGAUGAUGAGUCUUAUGCACUGCCUACGAUCUAUAGAUGUCGUGCUCCAAUUGCAAGUUUAGAUUGCAUGGAAGAAUUCAAUGGAGUCGAAUCUGGCGUUCAUUGUAAUGUAUCAACGGGAACUAAGGAACAAUUGCUGACGAGCUGUAUAAGUUCACAAUCACAACGACUACAACAUCCAUCGCCAGGCAUUCGUUACCGCAACUUGGGGAAAAGUGGUCUGCGUGUUUCCAAUGUUGGACUAGGAACGUGGACAACGUUCGGAGGUGUUGGAGGAUCGAAUAACGAAGAAACAGCCGAAGCCGUUGUGACACUUGCUUAUGACAGUGGGAUAAAUGUGUUUGACUUGAGUGAAGCCCACAGUGGGCACAAGGCUGAAAUUCAAUUGGGGCGAAUUCUCUCGCGUCGAAACUGGAAUCGUUCCAGCUAUGUCGUUACAACGAAAAUAUACUGGAACACCAAAACGGAAGGAAGAGGACUUUCACGAAAGCACAUUAUCGAGUCUGUGCAAGCAUCUUUAGCAAGAUUACAAUUACCAUACAUUGACAUUGUUAUGAUUCAUAAAGCUGAUCCAAUGUGUCCUAUGGAAGAAAUAGUACGUGCAAUGAAUUAUGUAAUUGGUAAAGGUUGGGUGAUGUAUUGGGGAACAUCGAGAUGGACUCCUGUUGAAAUUAUGGAAGCAUACAGCAAUUGCAGGCAAUUUAAUUGUGUAACUCCAAUUGUCGAGCAAGCGGAAUAUCAUCUUUUUUAUCGAGACAAACCAGAACUUUAUAUGCCCGAAUUGUACAAUAAAAUUGGUGUGGGACUAAUGGCAUGGUCCACAAUUACAAUAGGCAUGAGCUCAUCAAAACCUGAAGAGGGAAUGUCUUCACUUUUAUCUAGAUCUUCAUACAAAAAUAAAUAUUCCUCAUUCAGUUGGACAGAAGAUGAAACCCAAUCUUUAUACAAAGAGGGUUCCGAUUGUAAGGAAAAGUCCACCACGGACGAAGAACCACCAGCUCGAAAAUAUUCGGAUAAAUUAAGGGACGUUUGCGCUUUGGCAGAAAGACUCGGUUGUUCUUUUGCACAAUUGGCAAUUGCGUGGACCUUGAAGAACGACAGUGUUCAGUGCCUUCUUCUUGGAGCGUCAAGCAUAGAACAACUCUACGAGAGCCUUCAAAGUUUGCAGCUCAUUCCAAAAUUAAAUACAACAAUGAUGACGGAAAUUGAGAGGAUACUGGAAAACAAACCGUCCCGACCACCGAUGGUAUCAACUUUGGCUCUUAGAUGACAAUCGAUUUGCCCCCACGGAAGUCGUGGGGGCUCAAUUGAAGAAGGCGGUGCAGCCAGUCCAAAAAGUGAAGGUGGCAUCAGCCAAGAACAGGAGCAGAGCAAAGAAGGAAGCCAGAAGCUUUCUUUCUGCCAAAUACAGUGAGAAAUUCAUGCCUUUUAUCUAUGAUUUCAAAAUGAAUAAUCCUGUUCCGCUUCAAUGUGCUUCCUAAACAACAAACACUAUAAUAUCGUCUAUAACUCAAAAAAAAAGAAAAACAAUAAUCAACGACGAUAAUAAUUUUAAAGAAGCAUAAUUCACUUUUACAAGGGGAAAACAAUCCUCUCCAAAAAAUAACCAUUGAUAAACAAUAAAGUGAUACUUCGAAUAAUUUUUUAAAAAGUAAUCUCGAAACGAAUUAACCAAUUAACUAUGGCGAUUUUUUAAAAUAAGCAAAAAAAUAUAUUCGUUCAUGCCUUUAAAAAACACUUUAUACUUGGCCAAAUUUCUUAUUUUUUAAUUAUAUUCGCAUACGAACUAUUUAAUCGCUAUAUUAAAGAAUAAGUUUAACGAAAAUUGAAAAUAAUUUUCAAUUGAGACAUAAUUUGUCAUAAAGAAAUUACGAACGAAAUUGAAAAAAAAAUUUUUUGUCUCUAUACCCGAUAAAAUGAAUAUGUGAUUACAAUAAUAGCGAAUAUUUGAAUAAAAAAAUAUGUCAAACGUGACAUUUUUUUAAUGAAGAUGAGAAAAAAAUUUUUGACUGGCUUGACCAAGUGAAACACAACGAACAACAUUAUAGCACUGUGUUUCUACUAUUCGUAUAAUAUUUUCAAAAUAAUUAUUAAAUAGUCCCUGCGUCGAAAUUCUUUUCGACCUUUUGGUAAAAGAAAAAAAAAUGAAGUGCGAGCAUACAACACUUUAUAAUUGAAUAAUAAAAAAAAUUCAAACUGAAAUUAAUAAUCAGUAAUAAAUUAUAAUAGUGCAUUUUGAUGGACAAACGUGAUAGUUCAUUGCCAUUUGUCCCUCCAAUGUAUUUUUAAUCAUAUUCAUAUUGCUCACGUAAAAAAAAUAAAAAAUGAUUCUAGAAUUAUUACUAAAUUCUAUAUAUUAAAUAUUUAUAAUCGAAAAUAUAAAGAAAAAAUUACUUGUAACUAUCAUCUCGCGAUUAAAAAAAAUAGCUAGUGAUAGAGCAAGAUUCUAUUCUAUUCUCUCAAUCGCAUUUGCGAUUUUGCUCACUUGACCUUAACAAUGUUCAUUACAAUAAAAAAAAAUUCAAAUUAAUUCAAAUUUUAAAGUAUUAAUUCCAAUUUUUAAAGAUGUAUGUAAUUUUUUAAAUUUAUUUUCUUUACAAACUUAUUGAACAUUGUUAAUGUCAUUAUAGUAGCGCUCAAAAUGCCGUUAUAGGUAGCAAAGAAGCGUAAAAGUUUUACUAUUUUACUGUAGAGUGUAAGAAUUCUUAAGAGUUGCAGAACUUUUACAAAAAAAAACAAUUUAAAACUUUUAAAAUAUAAAUAUAAAGAUUAAAAUUUUUUUAAAU